Molecule: messenger RNA, 816 nt
Organism: Cimex lectularius (bed bug)
Lineage: Eukaryota; Metazoa; Arthropoda; Insecta; Hemiptera; Cimicidae
Exons: 5
Coding region: 41-733 (230 amino acids)
Source: RefSeq, a predicted model, not a curated record
UUGACUCCUAUCAACAUCAGUACACUUUCUGCACUCAGCCAUGAACCGUCUGCUCCUCUUCUUCGCCUCCUUGGCCACCCCUAUGAUCGCAACGUCAAUCUCUUCUGGUCUGGAGAGGCAAGGGGAAGAAGUCCAGGGAUCACGGCCGAGCGAAUUCGACCUGUCGAGACCGUGUACAUGCCACGGAGUAAAGUGCGAAUGUUGUGUUGACUUCAAUAUGACCUAUGUCGAUUUAGGAGGACCAGGAUGUAUAACAAUGAAAUAUCUAUCCAAGGAAGAAGGGUUAUUCCUCAACGUUUCUUAUGGAGAUAGUCAACUUCUUGGUGAACAGAUAAAAGGACCGAACACGAGUGUCACCUGUAUGAACGUCCUGCUAGAUUUAGCACAAAUGUGCGCCAGAAUAAGCAAUAUCGCCAUGACCGAGGACGGGAUGAGAGCAUGCGCCGACUUAGAGCCCACUCUUCUCGGCGAUCCUCAGGACACCUACCACCUUGGGUGUUUCCAGAUGAACCCAGAGGGGAUGCAAAUGAUCAAUUCGACGACCGUUCCUGUUCCUUACAAAGAAAAACCGCUGGAAGGUAUCGGACUGAAACCGGACAAUACUGAAGAAUCCCUGAUUGCCGCUGUCAACGAAUCCGCAGAAGAAGGGAUCGCUUGGUUUACUAGUUUCUUAGGUUUGAAUUUCGGCAAAGCACAAGCCAACGAGACGAAAGACACUGUAACGGACUCAUGAGGACACCGUCAGCAAAACCUACAUGAUCUUCAUAUUUUUUUUUUAAAUAUUCAACUUAAACUUAAAAUACACUAUUUAUUAUA